AUGAGCCAGACUCCGAAUGACAGCCAGGCCCCGACGUGGGCCCCAAGCGGCCCCAGCACGGGCGCGCUAGAGGUGGCCUACUUCGUGCUGAGCGGCCUGGCCAUGUUCACCUGCACCUGCGGGAUCCUGGGCAACGGCCUGGUGAUGUGGCUGCUGAGCUUCCGCGUGAAGAGGACCCCGUGCACCACCUACGUCCUGCACCUGGCCGCGGCCGACCUCCUCUUCCUGCUCUGCAUGGCCGCCCUGCUCAGCCUGGAGACCCACCCGGAGACCCACCCGGAGACCGGCACGCAGACCACCUACGACAGGGCGUACGAGGUGCUGCGGCGACUGAAGUACUUCGCCUACACCGUGGGCCUGAGCCUGCUGACGGCCAUCAGCACGCUGCGCUGCGUGUCCGUGCUCUUCCCCAUCUGGUACAAGCGGCACCACACCCAGCGCCUGUCGUCCUGGCUGUGCGCCGGGCUCUGGGCGCUGUCCCUGCUGAUGAACGUGCUGGCCGCCUUCUUCUGCAGCAAGUUCAGGCAAAUGAACAGACACCAGUGCUACGUGGUGGACCUGACCUUCAGCGCCCUCAUCAUGGGCAUCUUCACCCCGGUGAUGACGGUGUCCAGCGUGACCCUGUCUGUGCAGGUGCGGAGAGCGUCCCAGCGGUGGGGGCGGCGGCCCACGCGGCUGUACGUGGUCAUCCUGGCCUCGGUGCUGGUGUUCCUGGUCUGCGCCCUGCCGCUGGGCAUCUACUGGUUUCUGCUGUACUGGCUACACCUGCAGGAGCAGGUGGUGCUCCUGUACAGCGGCCUGUCGCGCUUGUCCUCCACCGUGAGCAGCGGCGCCAACCCGGUCAUCUACUUCCUGGUGGGCAGCCGCAGGGGCCGGGGCGGCAGGGAGCCCCUGGGGGCCGUGCUGCGCAGGGCGCUGCGGGACACGCCCGAGCUGGAGGGGAGGGAGACCCCCUCCGUCUACACCAAUGAGGUGGGGGUGUGA
Molecule: messenger RNA, 984 nt
Organism: Molossus molossus (Pallas's mastiff bat)
Lineage: Eukaryota; Metazoa; Chordata; Mammalia; Chiroptera; Molossidae
Gene: MRGPRD
Product: MAS related GPR family member D
Exons: 1
Coding region: 1-984 (327 amino acids)
Biological process (GO): G protein-coupled receptor signaling pathway
Cellular component (GO): membrane
Molecular function (GO): G protein-coupled receptor activity
Source: RefSeq, a predicted model, not a curated record